AUGGCAACCUUGUUACAUUCUGAGUCCAGGCGCUUAUAUUCUUGGUGGUGGGAUAGCCACAUUAGCCCAAAGAAUUCAAAAUGGCUUCAAGAAAACCUUACAGACAUGGAUGCCAAAGUCAAGGCAAUGAUCAAGCUUAUUGAAGAGGAUGCAGAUUCAUUUGCAAGGAGGGCAGAAAUGUACUAUAAGAAGCGGCCAGAACUCAUGAAAUUAGUUGAGGAGUUCUACCGAGCAUAUCGUGCACUAGCAGAGAGGUAUGAUCAUGCAACAGGGGAGCUACGGCAGGCCCAUAAAACCAUGGCAGAAGCAUUUCCCAACCAAGCACAUUACUUGCUAACUGAUGAUUCACCAUGUAGUUCUUUAGAGGUUGAAUCACACACACCAGGAAUGCCACAGCAUGUGAAGACCCAGAACCAUUUUGAGUCUGAGCAUGCAGGGAGAGCAGAAAGUGAAGUUCAAACCUUGAGGAAAGCCUUGGUAGAAAUACAGUCUGACAAGGAUUCUAUCUUUCUUCAGUAUCAGAAGAGUUUGGAGAAGUUAUCAGAAAUGGAAAGAGAGCUUAGUAAGACACAAAAGGAUGCUGGAGGCCUUGACGAACGAGCAAGCAAAGCUGAAAUUGAAAUUAAAAUAUUAAAGGAAGCCCUAGCAGAGCUAAAAUCUGAGAAGGAUGCUGGUCUAGCUCAGUACAACCAGUGUAUGGAAAGGAUAGCUAGCCUGGAGACUAUGUUAUCUCUGGCCCAGCUGGAUGCAAAGGGACGUGAUGAGAGGGCUGCUAAAGCAGAAACUGAAGCUAAAUAUCUCAAGCAAGAACUUGCCAGAUUGGAGUCUGAGAAGGAUGCUGGUCUUCUUCAAAAUAAAAAAUGUCUUGAGAAGAUAUCUGUUUUGGAGGCAGAAAUUACCCUUGCUGAGGAGAAUUCCAGGACACUAAUUGAGCAAAUUGGAAGAGCAGAGCUUGAAAUUAAUGCACUGAGGAAAAAUCUUACUGAAUUGAAUGAAGAGAAAGAAGCUGUAGCUGUCCAGUACAAGCAGUGCUUGCAGAAAAUAUCUACAAUGGAGAGUGAAAUUUUGCAUGCCCAAGAAACUUCUAAACGACUGAACAGAGAAAUUGAGAUAGGGACUGGUAAACUAAAGACUGCUGAAAAAAAUUGUGACAUGUUGGAGAAAUCUAAUCGAUCUCUUCAGCUAGAGGCCAACAAUCUAAUGCAGAAGAUUUCUGUAAAAGAUCAAGAGCUUCUUGAGAAGCAUACUGAGUUAGAGAGGCUGCAGACUCUGAUGCAAGAAGAGCAUUCUCAUUUUCUUCAAAUUGAAUCCACUCUGCAGACUCUGCAGAAGUUGUACUCUCAAUCACAAGAGGAGCAAAGAUCUCUUGCUAAGGAGCUUAAACAUGGCCUUCAGCUGUUGGAGGACUUGGAGCUUUCCAAACAAGGUUUUAGGGAAGAAAUGCAACAGAUUGUGGAAGAAAACAAGACUCUGCAUGAACUUAACUUCACUUCCUCUAUUUCAUUAAGAAAUCAGCAAAUGGAAAUCUGCAAGUUGAAGGAGAUAAAAGACAAACUGGAACUGGAGUUUUCCAUAAAAGUUGAAGAAAGCAAUGCCCUCCAACAGGAGUCUCAUCAAGUAAAGGAUGAAAUCCAGGGCUUGAAUAAUAGAUAUCAGGCUAUACUGGAAGAACUAGGGUCUGUAGGUUUGGAUCCUAAAUGUAUUGCUGCAUCUGUGAAGGAUUUACGAAAUGAGAACUCAGAGCUCAAGGAGGUAUGCAAAAUGGAACGAGAUGAGAAAGAAGGUCUUCGUGAAAAGUCAAAGGAUAUGGAUAAACUUUUGAGAGAAAAUGCCCUUAUGGAAUGUUCCCUGUCAAGUUUGAAUGAUGAGCUAGAUGGUUUAAGAGAUACAGUGAAGAAAUUUAAAGAGUCCUGCCAUGUUCUGCAGGAAGAAAAAUCCAUUCUCGCUGUUGAGAAAUCAGCUUUACUUUCACAGUUACAAAUUAUCACUGAAAGUAUGCAGAAGCUAUUGGAGAAGAAUACCUUGCUGGAGAAGUCCCUCUCUGAUGCAAAGAUUGAGCUUGAAGGUUUGAGGGCUAAAUCAAGUAGCUUGGAAGAAUUCUGCAAUUUGCUGAAUAAUGAGAAGUAUAAUCUUAUAAAUGAAAGAAGCAUCCUGUUAUCUCAAUUGGAGAGCGUUGAAGCUAGACUAGGUAACCUGGAGAAAAGGUUUACAAAAUUAGAAGAAAAUUAUUCUGAUGUGGAGAAAGACAAAGAAAGCAGAGUCAAUCAAGUAGAAGAACUUCAUGUUUUGCUUUUGGCGCAAAAAGAAAAGCACGCUAAUCAUAAACAUUCAAGUGAAGCCCGAUUAGCAAAUUUGGAGAAUCUUGUCCUUCGGCUACAGGAAGAACACCGGUUGGGGAAGAAAGAAUUCGAAGAGGAACUCGAUAAAGCUGUAAAUGCUCAAGUUGAGAUGUUUAUUUUGCAAAAAUGCAUUGAAGACUUGGAGCAGAAGAACUUGGGUUUAUUAAUUGAAUGUCAAAAACACGCUGAAGCAUCAAAAUUUUCUGAUGAAGUUAUCUCUGAGUUGGAGGGUGAGAACCUUAUGCAACAGAUGGAGUUAGAGUUCUUGUUAGAUGAAAUUAGAAAGUUUAAAAUAGGGUUUCAUCAAGUGUUUGGGGCUCUUCAGGUUGAUGCAGAUGGGGGGCAUGACAAAGGGAUCAAGCAAGAGGAAAUGCCUAUAUCACAUAUUUUGAAUAAUAUUGAGGGCUUGAAAGGUUCUCUUGUGAAAAUUCAAGAGGAGAAGCAGCUGCUACUUGUAGAGAAUUCUGUCUUCCUAACUGUACUUUCGCAACAAGAAUGUGAGGGAGAAGAACUGGAGUCAAAGAAAAGGAUCCUGGAGCAAGAGUUUGAAAACACAAGAGAGCAGCACGCAAUGUUGGAGAAAGAUAAACUUACACUCCUGGAGAAGAACAAGCAACUGAGGUCUGAAGUGACAAAGGGAGAAGUAAAGGAGAAUACAUUAAAGUCCAAAUUGGAGGCUCUUCAUGUGGAGUUUGUAGAUUUGCAAAGAACAAAUAUAGCGUUUCAGGAAGAAAAUUGCAAGCUACUUGACGAGAAAAAUUCCCUACUUAAGAGUGUUUUGGACCUGAAAGAUGCAAAAUCUGCUGCUGAAGAUGAGAACAGUGUAAUUCUCCACGAGGCACUGACUCUAAAAAACCUUAAUUUGGUUUAUGAGAGCUUUUUCACUGAGAAGGUCUUGGAACAAAAAGCACUUGCUGAACAUCUCACUGAUCUCCACUGUAUGAACAAUGACCUCAAACAGGAACUUGGUCUGUUAAGGAAGAAGUUUGAGGUGAAAGAAGCAGAAAAUGUUUAUCUGAAAGAUUCAGUUGAGAUUAUGGACAAAGAACUGUUAGAAAUGGAGGAAAGGCUAAAGGCUGCAGAAAUGUUGAAUGCAGAGUUUUGCAGAAAUGUUGAGAAAUUGAAGAUGGAACAACAGGAAUCAAGAUUGAUCAAUGAAAAUCUUGAGAGGCAGAUUCUUGAACUAUCAGAAGGUUGCACGAAUCACAAAAAAGAAAUUGAACUCCUUAAUGAAACCAAUAGAAGUUUUCUGUCGGAGAUGAAAUUAUUACAUCAUGAAGUUGAGCAACAGAGGGCUAGGGAAGAAACAUUGAGUUCAGAGCUGCUGGAUAAAACAAAUGAAUUUCAACUUUGGGAGGCUGAGGCUGCUACAUUCUAUUUUGAUCUUCAGAUUUCGUCCAUUAGUGAAGCAUUGUUGGAAAAUAAGGUUAAUGAGCUUACUGGAGUUUGCAUGAGACUUGAAGAGGAAAGUGCUGCAAAAAGCAUAAAGAUUGAACAGAUGACAGAAAGAGUCAGUCUAUUGGAAGGUGAAAUUGGAGGACUGAAGGGGCAGUUAUCUCUAUAUAUACCAGUCAUUAGUUCUUUGAAAGAAGAUUUUGCUUCUUUAGAGCGCACUGCUCAUCUUCGAACAAAUAAAAUGUCUGCUGUAGGCAAUGAAGAACAGAAGGAUGCAAUAAUUGAAACCUGUCUCCAGGAAAAUAGCUAUCAAAGUUUGACAAACAGAGAAACUUUGACACCAGAAGGGGUUUCGGAUUUGCUGAGCAUCAAGGCAAGGAUUAGAGCAGUUGAAAAGUCAGUGGUGGAAGAAAUUGAAGGACGUGUCAAGGAAGAAAAUCUAACCACUAAAGUUAAUCCAGGAGCUCUGCAAGAAGUGCCUGAAGGUUCAGAUGCAGAAUUUUCACCAUAUACAGAAGAUGACAAUAGAAAAGUACAGAAGGAACACGAAGAUGAGAGCACUUUUGAUCUCAACUCAUGGAGAACAAAAUCUGAAAAUGGGUCAUCGAUGAAAGAUAUUCCACUUGAUCACAUCUCAGACAAUCCAGCCUCUAAGAAUAGCCGGAGAGAGAAUAGUGGGACUGAUGAUCAGAUGCUUGAAUUAUGGGAAUCUGCUGAGCAGGACUGCUGUGAUAGUUCAAUGGUGAGUGAAGCAAUGAAACUGAGUUCUGUUCCAACAGAGGAUGUUAUUACAUGCCAUCAGCCAGAUAAUUCAGGUAAACACCAAAAUACCUCUUCAGAAUUGGAGGUAGAAAAGGAAUUAGGUGUUGACAAGCUUCAGUUGUCGAAAAGCAUAAAAGAGAGAACUCAAGAUGGGAAGAGGAGAAAGAUAUUGGAGAGGCUGGCCUCAGAUGCCCAGAAAUUGACCACUCUUAAGAUGAAUGUGCAAGAUUUGAAAAAGAAAAUGGAGACAAAGAAGAGAAGCAAGAAGGGAGAUGAGAGUGAUGAAUAUGAAACAGUUAAUAGACAAAUAGAAGAAGUUGAGGAAGCUGUUGUGAAAUUAGUAGAUACUAAUGACCAAUUGACAAAGGAUAUGGAAGACAAUGCCCCAUCAUUGAACAAGGAGACUUCAGCACGAAGAGAUUCUGAACAGAUAGGUCGAUUGCAGUUUGAGGUGCAAAACAUCCAAUAUGUUCUGCUAAAAUUGGUUGAUGGAAAAAAGAACAAAGGGAAAAACAGAUUCUCUGGAAAAACAAUGGUCUUGCUGAGGGACUUUAUUCACAAUGGCAAGAAAAGUAGCAAAAGGCGCAGCAAAGUGUGUUUUUGUGGGUCCUCAAAGUCUUCAACUAAUGAGGACUAAGUCAGAAAAUUUAGAUUCAGUAUGUUUCUAAUCUAGCUUAUCAGUUCUUGAUUUUAUCUGGCACAAAUGGGAGGUUAGGCUUUA
Molecule: messenger RNA, 5217 nt
Organism: Gastrolobium bilobum
Lineage: Eukaryota; Viridiplantae; Streptophyta; Magnoliopsida; Fabales; Fabaceae
Product: protein NETWORKED 1A
Exons: 6
Coding region: 1-5133 (1710 amino acids)
Cellular component (GO): plasma membrane
Molecular function (GO): actin filament binding
Source: RefSeq, a predicted model, not a curated record